AUGAUCACUGGUGGAGUAGAUAAUUGGGGAAUAAAAAAAUAUAUUCAACUCCCAAAAGCCUUUGUUCAUAGUGCUGCAUAUCAUAGCCCUGAUAAAAACUCAAAACCUUACGGAUUGGUGACCGAUUUCAAAAAAAAACAUUUUAAAAAUACUUUUAAUUAUCUCAUUUUUCCUUAUAAAUGGCAUGAUGAAAAUUUCGCUAUCUUAUUUAUAUAUUUUGUUGGCGUUAGUAUAGUCUUGCUUCAUCCUUUGCGUAAAACUGGUGGAUGGAAGGGCUUUUUUGCAUGCAAAAUAAUUUUCUUCGCAUUAGUACUUGCACGCAGUAAAUUACGGAUUAAUAGAAACAGUGGUAUAUGGAAAUACCGUGGUUCUAAGUGUUUAAAAAAGGUUAAAAUCCAGGCAGAAAAUGUCCCCCAUUUACGAGAUGGUAGGUAUACGAGAAGUGCCUUUUUAGUGAGAUUUAUUGGUCCUCAAAAUUACUUUUCAAUACUGUAG
Echinococcus granulosus is the source of this 495-nucleotide messenger RNA. RefSeq lists its product as hypothetical. The record is from RefSeq and is a predicted model, not a curated record. Bases 1 to 495 code for a protein of 164 amino acids. The transcript is spliced from 4 exons. NCBI's taxonomy places the organism in Eukaryota, Metazoa, Platyhelminthes, Cestoda, Cyclophyllidea, Taeniidae.